Messenger RNA from Amaranthus tricolor (Joseph's coat), 1899 nucleotides. RefSeq lists its product as uncharacterized. Gene Ontology annotation, molecular function: protein binding. The coding region runs from base 1 to 1899 and encodes 632 amino acids. NCBI's taxonomy places the organism in Eukaryota, Viridiplantae, Streptophyta, Magnoliopsida, Caryophyllales, Amaranthaceae. The transcript is spliced from 3 exons. The record is from RefSeq and is a predicted model, not a curated record.
AUGAAGCCACAAGCACAAUCAUGCACAAAACCCUAUUGUUUUUUUUGUGCCAUGAAUGAACCAAAUCCUCUUAUUAGAAGAACAAAACUUGCCAAAUGCUUCAAAGAAAUGCCCUUCACAGAUGACCAAGAACAAGUUUUGGUACUAAGUAGUCUAUGGAAUUUAGCCAUGAACCAACCAAAUGAUCCGGAAUUUCCUUCCUUAGGAAUUUUCCAAUGCAUGGCCAACUUUAUUCUCAAAGGUAUCAAUCAAAAAGAUUGGCUUCUUAAAGACCAAAACAUCUACAUACCCUAUUAUGCAGCUCAUAUUAUAGGUUCAUACACCAUGAACAACCCCAAAUUUGCUUUGAAAGUGACAAAGUGUGGUGUGAUUCCACCAUUAUUAGAGCUUCUAAGAGGAAAACUAAGUUGGGUUGAGCAACGAGUCGCGGUUCGAGCAUUAGGGCAUAUUGCAAGCCAUGAUAUAUCAUUCAAGAAGCUCAUUGAUUAUGAAGAAGUGAUUGUGGAAUUAUCAAUACAAAUGGCUUCAAAUUGCUUAAAAGUUGUAUAUGAAAACUUCAUAAGAAAAGGGGAAAAAGACAGGUUAAAGUAUCAUUGUGAUCUUCUUACAAGAGGGGUUAAAGAGCUAGAGUUAGAAAAUAGAAAAGCAGAGGAAUGGGCUAGUCAAUCACAAUGUUGGUCUAUUUCUCUAUUAGAUUGCUUUGUUAAGAGAAAAAGAGGCCUAAACAUGAUUUGUAAUCCAAUUUUACUUAAGGAUUUAAGUGGAAUGUGGGGUGGAUUAGUAAACAAAAGCUCUCCUUGUGGUAUAGGUCUUAUAAGAAGUUUGUGUCAUACAAAUAUAGGGAGAGCUAGUAUUGCAAAUUCAAAAGAAGUCAUUUUAGGCCUUGGCAAUACAACUAGAUCAUCGGACGAUUGGCAAUACAUGGCAAUUGAAUGUCUAUUGCUAAUGCUUAAAGAUCUAGAUACAAGAUACAAGGUUAUUGAUCAUGUGGUUGUUUAUCUCAAAGAUUUGGUCGAAAUUCGUAGUGUUCAAGGGAGAAAAAGGGUUGGGGAGAUGAUUACACAAGUUUUAUUGCAAGAUUAUGGGAAGAUUAAGUAUGGGAAGUUGAGAUUAAGUGAAGAAACUAAUAGGUUAUUGGAUGAAAUUUGGGAUAUCAAAGUUGAAAAGAGGAAAAAGGAGAAAUUAAUGAAUGAAGAGGAGAUUAUAGAGAGGAAGUCUUUAGCAACCCAAAUGAAGAAAGAAGGGAAUAAGCUAUUUUGGGUAGGAGAUAUUGAAGGUGGUUUGCUAAACUACACAAAAGCUUUAGAUUUAUGCCCUUUAAAGUAUACAAAAGAGAGGAUUGUUUUGUAUAGUAAUAGAGCUCAAUGUUAUUUGCUUCUUAAUAACCCAAAAAAUGUUAUUAGUGAUACAACAAGAGCAAUAUGUUUAUCAAGUAAAGGUAAACAACAUAGUAAAAGCCUUUGGAGAAGAUCACAAGCUUAUGACAUGAUAGGUUUGGCUAAGGAAAGUUUGAUGGAUUGCUUAUUGUUCAUACAUUGUAACAAGAAUUCUAAGCCUAAUCGGAGAAAGCGAUUUAAUGUUCCAUAUUUUGCUGUUCGUCUGAUUAGUAAACAAAUUCGUGUUACAUGGCUCUUUAAUGGUCUUGAUUUAAGGAUUGAGAAUGAUCAUAUUGAUGAAAUUAAAGAAUCAAAAGAUGUUGUGAAAUUGUGUAUUGAUUCAACAUUAGUGAAUGUUACUAUUGUAAUGUUUCAAUUAUUGAGGCAAAACUUUCUCAAGGGGUUUAUUGCUAACAACAGUUCUAGACCUAUGAUUCUUAAAGGGAACCCUUAUAAGAGUGGUAUUAGUGGGUCUGCUCGUCGUGCUAGGCAGAAGCAGGCAGUCAAACAUAGUCAGACUUAG